UCCAGAGCACACACCCGUCUUUUUUUGACACAGCUACUACUGCUGUCUACCAUAUCCAUCUCAAUUUCAGCACUGAUGAACUUCCACGGAAACCCUAACCCUACUUGGAGUCACUUUCCGGCGAACAUCGAUCCUCCGAUGGACUUCGAGUUGUCGGAUUAUCUUGUUUUCGACGACGGCGCCGCCGGCGUUGACCAAGAUUCCUCGCAGUCACAAAGGAUGUUGUCUUCUCAUGAUCAGAAACACUUUGUUGGCGCUGCUGCAGGCUCUAGUGGAUCCAGCGGUGCAACGUCAACAGACACUACUAACAUGCAAGAGAUAGUAAAACCCACUUUGGGAAAAUGCAAGAAUGGGGACAUGAGAAAAAACAAGAUGGAAAUGGUGGGUCAUAAUAAUAAUAAUAAAGUUGCCUUCAGAACAAAAACGGAGCAAGAUGUACUGGAUGACGGAUUCAGAUGGAGAAAGUACGGAAAGAAGUCGGUCAAGAAUAGCCCAAAUCCCAGGAAUUACUAUAAAUGUUCAAGUGGAGGUUGCAACGUGAAGAAGAGGGUAGAGAGAGACAGGGAUGACUCAAGCUAUGUGAUAACCACAUAUGAGGGAGUGCACAAUCAUGAGAGUCCUGGUGUGGUUUAUUACGACCAAAUGCCUCUCUUGGUCCCAAAUGUUUGGUCUUUCCAAGCUUCUUCAAACUCUUCCUCUUCUUCCUAGAAUAUACACUUCAUUAGCCCAGGUCCUUUUUGGUUUUCCCCUCACAAAAAAUCUACUUAAUAUUUGAUCCUUGUUGUAUCUAAAAAUAGAGUGAAAAUGGUGUUAUUGUAAUUAAGUUGCAAAGUAAUUAUGUGAGGCUAAAAUGAAUUAGGGUGUGUUUG
This is a messenger RNA of Morus notabilis, 869 nucleotides long. Its product is annotated as probable WRKY transcription factor 51. Bases 76 to 708 code for a protein of 210 amino acids. The record is from RefSeq and is a predicted model, not a curated record. Gene Ontology annotation, molecular function: DNA-binding transcription factor activity; sequence-specific DNA binding. The transcript has 3 exons. NCBI's taxonomy places the organism in Eukaryota, Viridiplantae, Streptophyta, Magnoliopsida, Rosales, Moraceae. Gene Ontology annotation, biological process: regulation of DNA-templated transcription.